Molecule: messenger RNA, 1993 nt
Organism: Chelonus insularis
Lineage: Eukaryota; Metazoa; Arthropoda; Insecta; Hymenoptera; Braconidae
Product: pescadillo homolog
Exons: 2
Coding region: 118-1929 (603 amino acids)
Biological process (GO): maturation of LSU-rRNA from tricistronic rRNA transcript (SSU-rRNA, 5.8S rRNA, LSU-rRNA); ribosome biogenesis
Cellular component (GO): PeBoW complex; nucleolus
Molecular function (GO): RNA binding
Source: RefSeq, a predicted model, not a curated record
GUCUACUUGUGCAUCAUGUUCUGUUUGAUAUACACGUGUUUUUGUUAAUCUGAAUUAUUUAAAUUAAUUGUUAUAAAAAUAUUAGAAAGACUUGAAUUAAAUUAUAAACUUUAAAAAAUGGCUGUAAAAGGCAAGAAAAAGUAUCAAUCAGGAGAAGGAGCACAGUUUAUCUCACGAAAGCAAGCACUGAAAAAACUGCAAUUAUCACUCAACGAUUUUCGUAAAUUAUGUAUAUUAAAAGGGAUUUAUCCAAGAGAACCACGAAAUCGAAAACGUGCUCAGAAAGGUAAAUCUGGUAUCAAAACACUUUAUCAUAUAAAGGAUAUCCAAUUUCUGAUGCAUGAACCAAUAAUAUGGAAGCUGCGUGAUUAUAAAAUAUUUGCCAGGAGAGUAGGGAGGGCAAAAGCAUUACGUGAUUUUGCUGCAAUGAAACGUUAUUUAAAUAAUCAUCCAACAUUAAAGUUAGAUCACAUUGUAAAAGAAAGAUAUCCAACCUUCAUAGAUGCUUUAAAAGAUCUCGAUGACUGCCUAACUCUUUGUUUCCUCUUUUCAACAUUUCCGUCAAUGGCACAUAUUCCUCGAGAUCAAUCACUUCUGUGCAGAAGACUUACGGUUGAAUUUAUGCAUGCAGUUAUAGCUGCUAAGGCUCUACGUAAAGUUUUUAUAUCAAUUAAAGGUUAUUAUUAUCAAGCAGAAUUAAAAGGACAAACUAUCACAUGGAUUGUUCCUCAUCAUUUUUCGUUCGAACCUCAAUCCAAAGCUGAAGUCGACUUUAAACUAAUGUCAACGUUUGUUGAAUUUUAUAUCGUCAUGCUAGGAUUUGUCAAUUUUAGGCUUUAUCACUCAUUGAAUCUAUUUUAUCCUCCGAAAUUUAACCACGUGUCUAAUAACGAUAACAAUUUAGUUGAUGAAGAAGCUUAUGUUGCUGAAAGGAUAAGUGCACUUAAUGUACCCUUGAUAUCCCUAGAUCCUUCAACUCAAGAAAUAGAAGAAGAGGAAAUGAGUUUGGAUAAAUUUUCAGAAGAAACAGAUGCUGAUAAGAUUGAAGAAGCUCGUAUAGAAGCAGAAAAAAUUAAACGAUUAAAAAAUCUAUUCAAAGGAUUAAAGUUUUUCAUUAAUAGAGAAGUUCCACGUGAACCUCUUGUAUUUAUUAUUCGUUGCUUUGGAGGCACAGUAUCUUGGGAUAAGUUAAUGUUUAUUGGUGCAACUUUUGAUGAAAAUGAUGAAACUAUCACUCAUCAAAUUGUUGAUAGACCCAAUAUGGAUAAACAAUUUAUUUCAAGAUACUACGUUCAACCUCAAUGGAUAUUCGACUCUGUUAAUGCUAGAGAAUUAUUACCUGUUGAAAAAUACUUAAUGGGAGCUAUUUUACCACCACAUUUAUCGCCAUUUAAUAAUCAGUUGGAUCAGGUUUAUAUUCCUCCUGAAGAGAGAGCUCUGAUGGAUCCUUCAUAUAAACUCGAUGAUUUAGAAAGAGAUGAAGAAUCUGAAGAUGAGAAUGAAGAGGAAGAAGAAGAAAAUGAAGAUGAUAAAAAUGAUGAAGAUGAAGAUAAUGGUGAGGAAGAGGAUGAGAUCAUUGAAGAUAAAAAAAAUAAAAAGAAUAAUAAAAUUAUGAAAGAAAAAGUGGUUGAUUCACAUGAUAAAGAAAAAGAAAGGUUGGAUAAAAGAAAGAACAUGAAAGUAAAAGCAGGCAAAAUUACUGAGGAAGAUCCAUUAGCUAAAGAAAAACAGGCAAAACAAGAAUAUCGAUUACGUGAAAAAAUGAUUCCGAAAAAGCACAGGAAUCUUUAUAAAAGUAUGAUGAAGGGUCGUGAGAACAGGGCAAAAGAAAUUUGGUUGCUUCGUAAAAAGAGAAGAUUACAUGAUGAGCAGGUAACUAAAGAUAGAAAAGAAGCAAAAAAAAGUAAAAAAUUAAAAUCUGAUGAAUAAUACUUACAAAUAAUAUUUGUAAUAAAUAAAUUAAUUGUAUAAUUAGUUGAUAUUUUUUUCUAUU